This is a messenger RNA of Myotis davidii, 1165 nucleotides long. RefSeq names its product tetraspanin 12 (gene TSPAN12). Gene Ontology annotation, cellular component: membrane. Lineage: Eukaryota; Metazoa; Chordata; Mammalia; Chiroptera; Vespertilionidae. The record is from RefSeq and is a predicted model, not a curated record. The transcript has 4 exons. The coding region runs from base 305 to 640 and encodes 111 amino acids.
UUGUCCUAACGAGAGGUACCUUCCCACCCUCGGGCCCGCCGGCGACGCCUGGGAUGCCUCCUGCGGGUAGUUUGGGUUUGAGCGGACCUGUCCCCCGGGAGGGGCGCGGAUGGAGGGAGGUUUCCCCGAGCGUCUCAUCGGAAUCCCGCAGACAGCGCCGCGGGUCCCCUGGGACCCGGGGUUGACUCUGCGCCUUCAUUCGUCCGGGGAGCCACUCUUUUCUCUGCUCAGCAGGUCGCUGCUGUCUUGCCCUUGGGGGUAGGAUGUGGUGAGAGAAUGGGGCUGCUCCCUCCCGGGGGUCACCAUGGCCAGAGAAGACUCCGUCAGGUGCCUGCGCUGUCUGCUCUACGCCCUCAACCUGCUCUUUUGGUUAAUGUCCAUCAGCGUUUUGGCAGUUUCUGCUUGGAUGAGGGACUACCUGAAUAAUGUUCUGACUUUAACUGCAGAAACAAGGGUAGAGGAGGCCGUCAUCUUGACUUACUUUCCCGUGGUUCAUCCGGUCAUGAUUGCGGUUUGCUGUUUCCUCAUCAUCGUGGGGAUGCUAGGAUACUGCGGAACGGUGAAGAGAAAUCUGUUGCUUCUUGCCUGGGUAUGGUGUUUCUGUCUUCUCUUUAUUGUGGUUAAAAAGACCAACCAGUAGCGGACUAUUUUUUCAUCAGUGCCCAAGACUCUGUACUUAGGGAGCUAUGACAGCAGUGCUCUUACCGGGGUAAUUGUUCCACAGCCUGUGAGGAGGGGAGCCUUUUCCAGGAGAGAUGACUUGAACCCAAGUCUUUGCUUUACUCAAACGAUGCGGAAUGGAAAUAUGUGCUCUACUUAAUUGUUUCACUCAGGCUAUGUGCCGCCCUUUUCAUUCAAAAGUAUGAGUUUUCUCAAGAGUCGUGGACCUUAUGACCACUCUGACAGGUCCCUGAGACGUCAGAAUGGAAUGCGCUUUCUUUCUCUCUUCUUUUAAAAACCGAUCUGCCAUAUAAGCUCCUACGGAAGUUCAGGUGGUCAGGUAGCGGACAGACAUUACCGUCCUGGCACUGCCUUUACAUGAGUUAGCACAUGUAAGUGAGUCUCAGUGUCUAUGAUCUUAGUGGUUUUUUAUUUUUAAAUCUGAAAGUCUUUUCUAGAUUAUUUCUUUAAGUCCCUUCAGCACUCAAAGUCUAUGAUCCCAAAA